AUGGCGACCCAGAAUCUGCGCGGACGACACUCGCGGCGCGAGAAGCCCGCCAACCAGUUCAAGUUUGAGUUCCAGAACGACAUAGCAGCCGGCGCAAACGGCGGCGGGAACCAAAGUGAGGAUGAGGCCAACAGGAUAGUUGCGCACAUGCGGGAGGAGGACAAUGCCAUCUUUGCGACACAUGCUACCUCACCCGACCAACACUUCCUACACGUCCGUGAUGCCGUAGAGGGCACUCGGGUAUUUCAGGUCGCACGUAUGAUGCCUAAAGGCGCUCAUCUGCAUCUCCACUUUAAUUCUACACUUCUGCCCGGUGUGCUUCUCGGUUUCGCCAAAGAUAUGGUUAAUAUGUAUAUCUGGAGCAACCAUCGGCUCCUCACCGACAGUGAUUUCAGGGACUGCAAGCUUGAAUUCAGCUUGCGCAACCUCGGACAGGUUCGCAAGGAGAUGCACGCGAAGGCCGCUGAAUCAGGUGACAGCUCAUUGUGCCAGAAACUUGCGCAGGCCGAAAGCCUCUCGGACGAAGCUGCCAAAACCCGCGCGUAUGAUAGGCUAGGCCCGGAUAUGUUCAGUCCCACAUACCAACACGGAAGGAAGGACAAAGGCCAGAAAGUAGAGGAAAUGCGCUAUCAGUAUUUUCGCGAGCGCUGGAAUGAAAAAGCUCGGGGUGACUGCGAUGAAUGGCUUAUCAGCAAGCUUACCUUCAGCAAGGAAGAAGUGGACUCAUUCUUCGUUGAAACCGAAGGUGACGAGCUUGAAUCCGAUUCAGAGGAACGAUCGCCAACGGUGAACUUGUCCCCGAUUACUCCGAUACAGCCUGCAUCAGUCGGGGUUGAGCCUCAGAAGUCUGAAGAAGAAUGGGUUAUACAGACCAGGAAAAAGGUUUUAGCGAGUGACUUUAAAGGCAAUCGUCUCAGCGCACGAAAAGCAUGGAGGGCGUUCAACGGACGUACUAAGAUGAUGAAAGGAUUGUUUAAUUACGAGACCGCCUUUCGACGAUAUACGCGCAAGUGUUUAGAAGAGUUUGUAAAAGAUAACGUCCAAUAUGCUGAGAUACGGCCAAAUUUCAUGCAAACGAAUCAGAUUCUCGAUGAUAGUGCCCAGACUAAAAUCGAUAAUUUUGGUACGAUGAGGUGUAUUAUUGAAGAAUACGAGAAAUUCAUGCAACACAUCGGCGACAUGGAUGCAGAUGGAAAGAUCAUUGACGACCCUGAUCAUCGGCCCACGUUUAGCGGAAUGAAGGUUAUUUACUGCACGCCACGUUCAUUUAAGCGGGAAGCCGUUAAGAAGGCCCUGGAUGAGUGCAUCGAGAUGAAGAAGAAAUGGCCUGAUUAUAUUGCGGGCUUCGAUCUCGUGGGCGAGGAAGCUUUCCCGAAGCCUUAUCCUCUUAGGUUCUUCGAGGAAGAGUUUCGAAACUUUAGAACGCAAUGCGAAGAAGAGAAACUCGACAUACCAUUUUUGUUUCAUUGUGGUGAAACGCCAGACGAUCUGGAGGGUAAUCUGGAAACAGCACUCAAUCUCGAUGCCAAGCGCAUCGGCCACGGCUAUGCUUUGCCAGAGAAGCCAGCGGUUCUGAGGAAAAUGAAGAGUAAGAAUAUGUGUGUAGAGACUUGCCCUAUUUCCAACAUGGUCCUGGGUCUGGCAAAGUGCAUGGAUGAGCACAGCGUGUAUAGGCUUCUCGAAGAAAAGAUGCCUUGUGCAGUGAGCAGCGAUAACGGCACACUCUUCAAGUCUACACUCUCACAUGAUUUCUACGAGGUCAUGGCAGGCAACAAGAACAUUAACCUGUAUGGAUGGAAGCAACUGGCCCGUUGGAGUAUAGAACACUCAUGCUUGAGCCCAGAAGAGCUCCGAAGAACUCUGACUGAAUGGGAGAAACGCUGGCAAGAGUUCAUCAAUACCAUUAUUAAGGGCUCAAGCGUGGGAUCGCACCUUGCAAACCCUCAGCAAUUAGCAGCAUUAAGGGACGAUGCCGAGGCAAUAAAACUAGCUAAGCUUUGA
Xylaria bambusicola is the source of this 2001-nucleotide messenger RNA. RefSeq lists its product as uncharacterized. The record is from RefSeq and is a predicted model, not a curated record. The transcript has 3 exons. Lineage: Eukaryota; Fungi; Ascomycota; Sordariomycetes; Xylariales; Xylariaceae. Gene Ontology annotation, molecular function: adenosine deaminase activity. The coding region runs from base 1 to 2001 and encodes 666 amino acids. Gene Ontology annotation, biological process: adenosine catabolic process; inosine biosynthetic process.